AUGGCUAUCUCAAAGAAUCUUCCAUUAUUAAAGAACCACUUCAGAAAGCACUGGCAAGAAAGAGUCAAAGUUCACUUUGACCAAGCCGGUAAGAAGGCUUCUAGAAGACAAGCUAGAUUAUCCAAGGCUGCUAAGUCUGCUCCAAAGCCAAUCGACACUUUAAGACCAGUUGUCAGAGCUCCAACUAUCAGAUACAACAGAAAGAUCAGAGCUGGCCGUGGUUUCACUUUAGCUGAAUUAAAGGCUGUUGGUUUAACUGCCAAGUACGCUAGAACCAUCGGUAUUUCCGUUGACCACAGAAGACAAAACAAGUCCACUGAAACCUUUGACUUAAACGUUGCCAGAUUAAACGAAUACAAGUCUAAGUUGGUUAUCUUCGACAAGAAGACCAAGGCUGCUGAAAUCGCUACCCACGCUCAAGUUUCUACUCCAGCUACUUUCCCAGUUGUCCAACCAAAGGCUGACUCUACUCCAAGAGCCGUCGAACAACAAGAACAAUCUUCUUACAGAACCUUAAGAUUAGCUAGAUCUGACAAGAGAUACAAGGGUAUCAGAGAAAAGCGUGCCAAGGAAGCUGCCGAAGCUGAAGCUGACAAGAAGAAGAAAUAA
Messenger RNA from Dujonia railenensis, 609 nucleotides. Lineage: Eukaryota; Fungi; Ascomycota; Pichiomycetes; Serinales; Debaryomycetaceae. The record is from the annotation of a GenBank genome assembly.